GUGCGCACUGAUUGCUUCCCGAAGCAACACCCGCCGUUCACCCGCCGUACGCGUGCGCGCUCCCGACUCGCCUACAUAAGUGAGGACUCUGGUAUGUAUUCUCUGUAUCCCCCCUCCUCCUCCUCUCUUUCUAUCUCGAUGACCUGUGAUGGUGUUCUCUCUGCUGCGCUACAUCCUGACGACUCACGGCUCCAUGGAGUCCGAGGAGCAGCGGCACUUUCAGCCGUGGCGUGAUUACAUGGGUCUCGCGGAAACGGUGCGCGCCAUGCGGAGCUCGCGCCUUUCGGAAUCCCCCGGUCCAGAAGCUCAGCAGGAGUUGGGGUUUAUCUCUCAUCGCCGCGGACACGACGGCGCGCUCCGGAUCUUCCCUGAGCCUGAGAUGUCCGAGCUCGGGGACAAACCGAAAACGCAGAAGGGGCGACCGAAAUGCGUUGGCACCGGGACCGUAGGAUCUCAACCUUCAGCUACAGCUGGGGUCAGUCCUCGCUCUGGGGAGAAGUUCUGCACCUUCUGCAAACACAACGGCGAGUCUGAGAACGUCUUCACGUCGCACUGCCUGAAGGGCCGCGGAGGAGAAGUGGUGUGUCCUUACCUGCGCCGGUACGUCUGUCCGCAGUGCGGGGCGACCGGCGGCCGCGCGCACACCAAGCGCUUCUGCCCGCUCGUGGACAGCACCUACAGCUCCGUGUACACCCGGGCUCCCCGGUAAUGACGAAAGCACCGAAUCUCAGUCUCGCACUCUGUCUCUUUUACCUGGAAAUGUUAAUAAUACUAAUAAUAAUAACAAUAAGAAUAAGCUUUUAGAUGGAAAAACGUCACAGGUAGCUCCAUCAGCGGUCAUUAAGGCCACACUAUGUACCGGAUGUAGUUUUAUAUCUACACUAUAAAUCACUCUGAAGGUACAAUAGAUGACGCAGAAUUAAUGAUGACACUGCAGAGGAAGUGAAGUUUGGUGUCUAUUUCUGAGAUGCAGAAAGUUGGAAGUGCUUUUAAAAAAAACAACUUGUAAAAAAAAACGCUUUUCAGCAUUUUAUUGUAGUUAAUAGUCAUUAUGGCUUUGUGCGCUUAGGUUUUGUUGUUUUAAGUAGUGUGUGUGUGUGUCAUGAACCUAUAAGCACUCUCGGGAGUGACCUGCCCUGGGUUUAGAGCUGUAACAGCCAGGGAGUCGUUUGUUUUUCCUAAUUCAGUGUGUGUUUUAUAAUUGUGUGGUUAUUUGAGUUGUUGAUUUAUUUCACUGGUGUGUUUUUGGGUGUGGUUUUUGAACCUGAUUUCUCUCUAUCAAGCUUGUGCUCGGGCCUCUUGGGCUUAUCACAGGUGCAGGUUUCUCCCUGGCUUCAUGAUGGGAGCAUGACCUUCUUCCCGGGGUUCUUCUGGUCCAUUUUAUUGUCCAUAAUUCUAAGAAAUUCUGGCGUUUUGACUUUUUUAGAUGUUUUAGACUCUUUUGGAUUUGAG
Messenger RNA from Hemibagrus wyckioides, 1452 nucleotides. It is a transcript of the gene nanos3, whose product is annotated as nanos homolog 3. NCBI's taxonomy places the organism in Eukaryota, Metazoa, Chordata, Actinopteri, Siluriformes, Bagridae. Gene Ontology annotation, biological process: negative regulation of translation; oogenesis. The record is from RefSeq and is a predicted model, not a curated record. Gene Ontology annotation, molecular function: mRNA binding; zinc ion binding. The transcript has a single exon. The coding region runs from base 149 to 709 and encodes 186 amino acids. Gene Ontology annotation, cellular component: perinuclear region of cytoplasm.